Messenger RNA from Striga asiatica, 786 nucleotides. NCBI's taxonomy places the organism in Eukaryota, Viridiplantae, Streptophyta, Magnoliopsida, Lamiales, Orobanchaceae. The record is from the annotation of a GenBank genome assembly.
AUGGUUGACGUUCCCGAGCACCUCCAUCUGCUGCUCGAACUCCCUCUUCCCGGCGGCCACGUCCUUGAGCCUCUUCACCACCACCGUCGUGCCUUCCUCCAGCACCGCCUUGUAGCUUGUGCCCACGCUCCCUUUCCCCAGCACCUCCGCCGACGCCCUCAACAGGUCCUCCAGGUCGAAACUGUAACCCCCGCCCGGAAAAAACACCAGCUUUCGUCCUUCGACGACGACGUCCCGGCGUCCCCCGCCGCACCGCCGCCGGCCGCCGCGGCCGCCGCGGCCACCGGUUUCUGGGAUUUGGGGGCGUCCGUCCGCCCCCUCUUCCUCCUCUUGACGACGAUGAAGGCGAUGGCCAGCAGGAGGAGGAGCGCGAGGAGACCGCCGGCGACUGAUAUUCCGGCAAUGGCGCCGGCCGAGAGCCUCCGGCCACCUCCCCCGGCCGGGGCGGUUCCCGCCGGAGGGCCGAGGGACGGAGAUGGGGUGGGAGAAGGGAAGAAAGGGCGGGUGCAGGGGGGCAGAGGGCCCCCGCAGACGGAGGCUGAGGACUCGGAGCUGGCUGAGUCGACUCAGAGAGUUGGCCGGAAUCUGGCCGACGAGCCCCACCCCGGGGAGCCUGAGGGAGAAGACGGAGGUGUUGGCGGAGUCGCACGCUACGCCCACCCACUCGCAGGUGGGGACGGACUCGUUCCAACUGAGGCGGCUCUCGUGCGGGACAUGCGAGAGGAAAGAGAGAAGCGCCUGCCUGUCCCCACUCAGAUCCGAGUUGACUCGCUCGUGACACAGUAG